AUUCUCGCCAUUUUCCAUAUUUGACAAUUUAUUUGUGAAAAAAUGCCAAACUGUGUAAGAUCGUUGCGCUUGCGCUGUGUAUUGUUAAACAAAUUAAUAAAUAUUUUAACAAAAAAGCCGCAAAUCGUUGUAAGUGGAACAACUAAUGAUAUAUAAAAGCAGAAUUACUGAAUAUCAUGAAAAUAGAGAUAUAGCAUGGCAUAAGAAAGGCUUGCAAACACUCACCAAGGCUGCAAAAUUAACUCCAAAUAAUUUCAGAUAUAGUUGUGAACUCCGAUUAUGAUUAAUUAUAUUGUUGGAAAUAUUUACACAAAAUUAAAUUAUAAUAAUAGAGAAACUUUAAAAACGAAGCAACGACGGCAUAUGUUUAAUAAGAUUUAAAGCAUUUGUAUAUAAUAGGUAAAUUUUAACAAAGGAAUUCUGUAACCGAUCCACUAUCUCUUCAUUUGGUAAUUUGACAUUUUUUCUCAAUGAAAACUGGACUGGUUGGUUCAAUGGUGUAUGCGGUGCAAGCUAACCACGGCCAAUACAAAUAAAAGUGUACGUGAAAUAUAUAUGUAUGUCAGCAUCGGCUGUUACAGCUAUGUAUAUCAGCGCUGUACUGCCGAUUUAUUAAUAUUAUAUACGUACAUACAUAUAAAAUACUAUAGUGUGGCUAAAGAUAAAGUGCAAAAACAACAAUUAGCAGCAGCCAAAGUUGUAAGCGGAUUGUCUCAGUUGGUGUGGAGCAAACUUGAUUUUUACUAGUCUGCGUUUGUUGUCUCAUUGAUAUACGAUAGUAGCAGACGCAAAAUAAACCGAAAACUAGCUAUAAACUUGCAUUUUAUAUUGCAAGGGUUGCGGCUGCGCUCAAUUUUCAUUUUCCUGUGAUUUUGCAGUAUAGAAACGAAACACCUAUUAUUGAAAGUAAUAAGCACAAUAAAAAAUUGAGAAACUGAUAAGUAAUAUUAAAAUUUUCAAGUGACAACGCAUUCUACGCAAACAGAGUGCAAAUACAAGUUUCGAACACAUUCAAUAUGCAUCAUCAUCAUCCACUGGCACCAACUCAAUCUACCACUGGUGGCGCUUCGGCAAGCAGUAAUGCAUCGGUACCCGCACUACCAAAUGUUGGUAGCAUCAAUGCCGGAAUUGGCACUGUCAGUGUAAACAACCCAAGCACUAGUGCCGCAACAUCUCAUGUACAGCAGCGACGCCGAAAAAAGCGUCCGAAUUAUGGCACGCGUACCGUAGAGGUGCGUCGCGGUUAUAAUGGAUUCGGCUUUACCAUAUCUGGCCAGCAACCUUGUCGUCUCUCAUGUAUUGUGUCUAAUUCACCGGCUGAUCAAGCAGGACUACGUGCUGGUGAUUUUCUAAUUUCAGUCAAUGGUUUAAACGUGUCAAAGUUACCCCACGAAACCGUCGUGCAAUUAAUUGGAAAUUCAUUUGGUAGUAUACGCAUGCAAAUAGCUGAGAACUAUUAUUCAGACAGCUCGGAUGAGGAGAAUGCGGCGCUUAUGUUGCAACAACAGACAACAGUAUCGGGAUUGAAUAAUGUGCUCACCAAUCAAUUAGGCUUUGGCGUGGGCGGAGCGCGUGCCAAACCGCGUUACUUGCAUCACAAAGCGAAGAUGCAUCGGUUACGAAAUUCACCGCAAAAGAAGCGUACAGUAACUUUGCAGCAGCAGCAGCAGUUAGUACGUGCAGAGCAACUAUCGAAGUGUGUGUCUGCGCUCAAACCAAUUGAAUUGCAAAAGUUACGCCCGCUCAUCGAAGAUCUACCGCUACCCUCCAACAGUUCAGUUUAUGUUAUGCCCAGCGCUAGUGCACCAAAUGACACAACUGUUGGUGCCGCAGCAGCAUCAAAUUCGGCCGCAGAAUUAGCCAAUGUGAAUGCAAUGGCGCGUGCACCGGCAGCUGCUUUAGAAUAUCGUGCCAUUGUCGGUUAUCUAGGUACUAUCGAAAUGCCGAAGCAGAUUUCGCACAGCUCCAAAUUACAGACGGUACGGUCAUGUAUACGCAAAUUGCGUCAAGAGAAACGUCAACCCAAUAUGGUAUUAAUGACAAUAUUACCCGAUUGUCUCCGUCUUCAAGCAGCGAAUGGCAAUACACUGGCGAGUUACGCCUCCGAACGCUUAAACUAUGUGAGCUCAUCAUCGGAGAGUGAGAAUCGUUUUUUUGGUUUGGUCACUAGCGCCGUACACACUUCGCAAAUGGACGAAGAUGAUGAUGAUGACGAUAACGGUCAGGGAGUAGUGGGUGUCGGUGCCGUUCCAGGCAAUGCGCACGUUAGCAUAUCAAAUAGUUGUCAUGUCUUUGUUGUGGACACAAAACUAUGCGAACAUCAGGCGCAUGUGCCGCGAGCUGCCGAAUUUCGUAUUCACUGCACACGCGAUCCCAUAUCCAGUUUGUGUCUGGAGUUUCCAAACAAUUCAGAAUACGUGGUAAAUCUCAUACGUAGCAUGUAUACAAUGCGUAUAAUGCCACCAGUGGUCAGGCACCAUGGCGCCGAAGAUAUUGUAAAUGGUUACGGAGGUGGUGGUGCUGGUGCUGGUGGACCUGCAGCUGCGGCGCAUUCUCCUCAACCUAGUAAUCACAGCGAAAUCUCAACAACUACAUCAAAUUCCGAUUCUGGUAUCGGAUUUCACAAUGAUUGCAAUAACAUAUCUGAUCGCAUACUGGUGGUGGACUUUCCUGGUGCGCCUGAGCUGCGCAUGCGUCCAAUGGGCGCGCGCCCUAUGGGUAUAUUCAAUAAUUUUGAUAAUGUCACUGAUAAGCGACCACCAACCGUACGAGCAGUGGCAGAAGUGAAUUCACCGCCACAAAGCGUCGAUAUGGCAUCCACAAGCAACUCACACAGCGCAAAUUCAAGACCAAAUCUACUUUCUAAUUUUAACCUCAUCAAAAGUCCUGCCACUUCGCUGCAGACAACACGUUCCUGUGACGAUGUAUUGGCUUUGGUCGAACGCAGCGCAGAUGACGGUGAAACCGCCGCUUUGGAUCAACAAUCUCUUAUCGCACCACACGCAUCCAUGGAUGAUAUAUCUUUGCACUCGACCGCUCCCUCAGCGUCUGCUAUUACUUGUUCUGCUGCCGAUGAUCAUCUCUUCUUGCAUCCAGCCGCUUGCAUGUUGGCUAUGCAACAUCAAAAGCAACGACCCACUGCUAAUCAAGUGUACGCGUUGCUGCAGGAUUGUCUUUCACGCGCACGUAAUGCACGUCAAUCGCUACCAUCAGCACAUACAGCCACCGAUGGGUUACCGAACGCACCGAAUUCGCAAAAGGGCAAUUCGACUGCUGCCUCUGCUGCACUAACUAAACGACACUCAAUUGGUUUUGAGGCAUCAGAUAUUACGCCGCCUGUGUCCGCGCUUACUGUGGGCACCUUUGAGACGAACACGUGGAAGAGCUUACAAGACUUGCGUGAAAAUGAAGAGUCGCUUGCGUCACGUACACCAGAUGGUAUCAAUAGUGAGCCGAAUCUACUGGUAACCGCGAAAUACACGACAUAAACUAUGUAUGAGACAAAUCAGCCUGAAGUUAUAAAUGACCCGUAUAACAUCGGUAAAUUGUGCAAAGAUUUAGAGAUCGUUUCGAAACACGAGCCUAAAGAAUCAAAACACCAAAACAAUUACAAAAAUUACGUACUAACACAUGUCACAAAAACAAAAAACACCAAAUUAAAUGAUAAAAAUAAUAUAAACUCUCAAGAAAUAAUAACAGCGCAUUCCGAGAAUAAUAAUAACAAACAACAACAUCAAAACAACGUGCAGCAACACCAAAAAUUCCACGAGAAAUUUCUCAAACACACACAAACACCAAAAUCCAACAACAUUGCCAAUAUGGUUGAACGCUUUGUUGAAACACUCAGUCAAAUUAAUGACUCGGCUGCCUUCGAUGCCAGUUUCGAGAUCAAACAUCUACCGGAGACACCACAGCGUCUGCUGCGGCAUCGCUGUGUCACCGAAGUGGAUCGUGAGAGCCUUGCACGCUUCGUACGCAACUUUGAGGCGCGACAACAGCAUCAACAGCCGCAGGAGCACCAACAAGAUCAACAACAACUUAAGCAAGCACAGAAUACUUGUCGCCGCAACAGUAGUAGUACGCGCACAACACCAAAAAGCUCCCCAUAUCUGUGUCGCAAAGCAAAGGCGCUCUACCAGAAUGUCUUCAACGGCGGCAAUACGAGUCAGCAAAGCAGUCGUAGUAAUUCACCGUGGUUGCGCGGCGCCAGCACGCCAGACACACAAUCAACACAUUCCGAUUUGGGUUCGGCUGAUAGUCAAACGCACUUGGAUGAACUGAGUGCAGAGUUAAUGCCAGCACCGAAGGAGCACAAGUCUAAAUGCUGCAGCCAUUUUCAGCGCUCACAAUCCGAACGCUCCAGCUAUCGCUCCGCGGUCAAAGUAUUGCAGUUUUUCUCCGGGAAAAAGAAGUGCAAAUCAAAUAAAACAAAAGUGGUUGCUGCAACAGCAGCUGCGUCUACAUCACAACUACCGUUACGAGCAACGGCGCUCGGUUGUCAACCGCUACCGCAAUCCGAUGUGGAAGACAAUGUCGAAGACGACGACUUCUUUGAGGCCAUGCAUGUUGAAGACUAUGAUAAUGAUGAUGUUCUUGCUGAUUUAGAGGCGGCACAGAAAGAGCAGGAUGAGCAUGAUGACGGCAUUUCUUCGGCCAGCUCGAAUAUCACACAAUCUAGCGGUCGCAGUCAUAAUCACACGCCAGACUCCUCAUUUGAAUUGCACUCGCCGUUAGUGCCCACUUUCAAGGUCACACCGCCGCAGCAUACCAAAGGUAGUCGGAAUCCCGCUUAUGAGCUUGCGCGCUUCCUGCGCGGCUCCUUCCAUGCCAAACGCGCGUCAGUUACUAAGUUGCGUCGCUCCAUCAGCGAUCCAGAUACAUUUGAACAAAUUGAUUUUACCCAACCGCCAGAGUGUCAACGCCGCAGAAACAGCAGCAAGAGCCAAAAACAAAUCAUAAAAGGUGUCAAAUCAGCGGAAAUAGCAAGCUUAGCUACCGAGUCAACACAGACCAUACGCAAUCCAAAUCUCCCCGCUAAUGCCUCACCAUUCCGUCGGGCCUGGGGUCAAUCGUCCUUUCGCACGCCACGUACCGACAAACGCGCCCUCCAACAGUUGCAAUUGCAACAACAAUCCGGCCAGCAUCAGCAUCUCAGUCCACUAGUACGACGUUCCUCAUCGAUGACCGCAUCCGACAAUGAUGUCUAUAUCAAGUCCAUUCAUCACACCGACUACCAUGAUGAGCUCAAGCAGGCACGAAGCCAGCAUCAGAUAGCUACGUCGGCGGCAGCUAUAGUUGCCGCAAGAAAUGCGAAUGUAGCCACGCUUGCAACAACAAAUGCCACCAGCAAGGUUGGCAUUUGCACAAAUCAGCUAAAAAAACCACAGCUGAAGGCCUUAUUGACACCAGCCACAGAUAACGGUGUUGGUGGUGUGGCUGCUUGGGGUACAGCCUUUGAACGGUUGCUAGAAGAUCCUGCUGGCAUGCACACCUUCGCCGAGUUUUUGAAAAAGGAAUUCUCCGCCGAGAAUAUAUACUUUUGGACCGCUUGCGAGCGUUAUCGUGCUCUGGAAAGCAACGAUGAGCGCACUACACAAGCGAUGGCCAUCUUCUCAAAACAUCUGGACAAUGGCGCCUUAGAGCCGGUAAAUGUGGACUCACAGGCACGCAACCUAACACAAGAGAAGUUGAUGAGCGCUGAACCGGAUAUUUUUGCACCUGCACAGAAGCAAAUCUUUAAUCUAAUGAAAUUCGACAGCUAUCAGCGUUUCAUACGUUCCGAUAUGUUUAAGAGUUGCCUAGAGGCGGAGGAGAAGCGCCAACCAUUGCCAUAUAAAGCGGAAGAUUUGGAUGAAUUGUUUAGAACGCCGGCGCAUCAGCCAAUCAUAGUGAGCAGCAUCGUAUCGAAGCUCAAGAAAUCGGCCAGCAACGCAGAGGAUCGUUGCCGCAAGGGCUUGCUACCAUGGCACCGUAAAACGAGCAGCAGCAAAGCCCCACGUGAUACUGCCGACGCGCCAGCUGAGUUCAAAGCCACAACCAAUAAGCUAGCGCCACUAACCAAUCAUUCAAUGAAAGUGGCGCCCGCACAGAACUCGCAAAGCGACAUACACAGUUCGCGCUCUUCGCUCUCCUCCUUCGAUGGCUUGCCAGGUGCAUCGAUCUUGCCCGGCACCUGCCGCGUCAUCUUGAGUGAUGCCUCCACGACAAUGGUGCAGGCGCGCGCCAACGAAACGGUUGGCCAACUGGUCGAGCGUUUGCUGGAGAAACGUGGCCUGAGCUAUCAAUAUUACGAUGUAGUGGCGAAAGGUACUACCAAAUCGAUUGAUUUGCAAACUUCAUCACAAACGCUCGUUGGUAAAGAUGUGCUUAUUGAGCAGCGCGUUGCCUUCAAAAUGGAUUUGCCCGAUCGCAAGGUAAUCUCUGUGAAGAGCAAGCCCAAAAAACAAUUAAACGAGGUAGUGUGUCCCAUACUGCAUAAAUACAACUAUGACAUAGAAGCAGUACAAGUAGUGAUGCGCGAAACUCAGGAGCCGGUUGAUCUGUCGCUAACUGUAACACAUGCGGAUGGUCAGCGUUUGCAAGCUGUGUGGUUGAAGCCGCCACCACUACUGCAUGGCAGUGACUAUCAAAAUGGCAAUGGUUGCGCGGCAAAAGUAGCAAAAGCUUCAACAUCGACGAAAAGUGUGUCCUUUCCGAGCGCGUUGAAGCAAACAAACGGCGCCACCUUACGCUCUACCAGUGGCAGUGGCAGUGGCAUUCCAGUGUCGCAUUCGACACAAAGUGCCUUGGAUGAGAUCACCAACAAAGUUUUUACCGAAUUAAUGCAGGUCAAGGUGGAAGCAGCAAGUGCGGAAAAAACACAGACACUGAUGACGCACAAUGACAAAGUCAACGAGCACGCCUCGCUUAAGUCUGACGACUGCGCUUCGGAGACUUCAUCAAUUUUCGAACGCACACGUCGUCGUGACAACAAUAUUCAAAGUCUCAAACUAAAGCUGAAGAAGCGUUCAACGAGUAGCCAACAUUCGGAGGAUACAAACCAAAGCAGCCACACAACAGCUAGCAAUGGUCAAUUGGUUGCGCCAACGGCAGUGAGCGCUGCAUUGUUGGACAUAAAGAAACCAAUCAUAGCUAAGUUAAAAGCGGGUGUGAAACUACAAGUUCCCGAGCGAGUAGCUGAAAAUCAAGAUGAACUACUCGAAGGUCUAAAACGCGCUCAACUCGCACGCUUAGAAGAUCAACGUGGAACUGAAAUUAAUUUCGAGCUGCCGGAUUUCUUAAAGAAUAAGGAAAAUCUGAACGCUUCAAAGUUACGCAAGGCGAGGGCAAAUCUCAGUCCCAUAAACAAGCCACCCGCACAUCUUUCCGUUAUAACUACAGAGGAACAACCCUCACAAACAGGGCCACAACCAACACAACAAGAACGUCCUCAACCCGCACCACGUCUAUCCAUAACAAAUAAACUGAAAGCCAAUGCAACAGUGUCGUCUGUGAAGCAGGAACAGGACGCGUCUGCACAACUCAACACAGUUGAGGCUCGCCAAACACAGCCUACAAUAUCAUUAGCAGCGAAUAUAACUACCACAUCAUUAGAAUCUGAAUACGCUGCUACAUUAGUGGAAACUAAUAGUUCCAAAGGUCCACCACCAUUGCCGCCUAAACCGAAAGUUUUGCCCAUUAAGCCAUCGAAUUGGGGUGCUGCGGCAAGUAUGUCCAACUCAUCCACAGCAUCAACGCCUACAACACCUUCAUCGAGUAUUCCAACAUUACCCGCACCAUUAUCUAAGAACUAUACAACAAUGUGCUUGACUAAUAGCGUUACAAACGUUGCGGAAGAUGCUCCAUUGCUGUUACAUGUCUCGAACAAACAUUUCGCGGCAAAUGAAAUAGCCCCACGUAAGUCCCAUUUAAGCAUCGCCGCUGAGCAGUCUACGUCGGCGCGAUAUGCUUACCUAGAAGAGCCGAGUAGCAGCUUCGUUUGAGCAAGAGCGAAAGAUGUUGGGGAGAAAAAGAUAGAAAGAGAUGUAUUAUAUUAUGGCUUCCACACCCAAUUCCAUUCUCCCCUUUGGC
This is a messenger RNA of Bactrocera oleae (olive fruit fly), 8070 nucleotides long. It is a transcript of the gene loco, whose product is annotated as locomotion defects. Gene Ontology annotation, biological process: signal transduction; regulation of G protein-coupled receptor signaling pathway. Gene Ontology annotation, cellular component: nucleus; plasma membrane; cytoplasm. Gene Ontology annotation, molecular function: GTPase activator activity; protein binding. Lineage: Eukaryota; Metazoa; Arthropoda; Insecta; Diptera; Tephritidae. The record is from RefSeq and is a predicted model, not a curated record.